CUCGGCAUGGUUCAGUCGUGCUGUUUGUUCCUCAUCCUGUGGUGUCUGCUAGCCUACCGGCUCUCCACUUCUCGCCAGUCAUCGCGAUCGACAGUCGGAGGGGUCUAGAGGCCUCACGUUGGUUGAACCAGGGUCAUCCCUCGAGUCGGAGACAUAUGGAAUAGCCCCCCUGAAGGCAUCAGGAGAGAGAGAGUUACAGGAUGUCUGCCGCAAGAUGACCACGGUACGCCGGGAAGCUGCCGCCGCACCGGCCAACAGUCGGCCUUCCCUCGGCCUACUCUCGCGGUCGCUGCCACAUAAGAAUCCGUUGCCCACCCACCAGGGAUGCAUGCCACCCACCGUUGCGAUCGGAACAGAACCCACCAAAAUGUACAUCACACUCUCGUCCAAUUCCCAGAGCCAUCCGCAGCCCAGGCUCAAGGGCUCCUCACUUCACCUACGUGUCGCUGGAUUGAGAAAAUCCCUGCACGACACCUGGAAGCGGUGGGCACCUCUCCUGCCCGCGAAGGAAAGCUGGGAUGACGAGUAUAAUUUCCAACCGGGACCAUUUGCGGGACAGGGCCGUGAGUCUCGGCUUCCGCGUCGUCUCCCAGCUCCAUACCGAUCCUAACCGACCCACGUCCAUUCUGAAUGCUGCCUUCGCUAUCCUUGCUCGAUGUCUCAUUUAUAUUGACCCAAGCCUGGUGACCUGGAUCAGGUUGCACCGGCCGUGAU
Molecule: messenger RNA, 714 nt
Organism: Aspergillus ibericus CBS 121593
Lineage: Eukaryota; Fungi; Ascomycota; Eurotiomycetes; Eurotiales; Aspergillaceae
Exons: 3
Coding region: 215-610 (131 amino acids)
Source: RefSeq, a predicted model, not a curated record